UCCACCGACAGAGAGCGUUGUUCAACUUCCCUGUAAACAAACUGUUAGGACGGACGGUGGCUGCUGGGAAAAGAUGGCAGCUUCCUUUUGUGGUAGGGGAUUUGCAAUACUCUUAGCGGAGGAUUAGACAUAUUUUCCAGAGCAUACACAGGUCUCCAUUACAGACUUAUCUAAUAUCGACAAAGGAGAAGUUUGAGCCGAACAACAUGGAGAAGUCUGGCAGCAUCGACAGUUUGGGCUCCAAGCAAUCCUCUUCUCGACCACCGAGUGUCGAAUCAUUGUCCAGCUCUUCGACUUCUCGCUCUGAUCGUUCGGCACAAUCUAAACCCCCUUCUGCCCUUUCUUCUGACUCUGUGGCUGCAGAGUUCUCCCCAGAGAUCAGGGUAAAGCCCAAAACUCAUACAAAGGUUCUUAGAGAUUCUGAUAAAGGGGAACCACUGCUACUUCCAAAUGAGACUGUGCAAGAUAUGGCUCAAGACAUCACCUAUUUUUGUCCUUUUACUGGAGCACUGCGUGGAAUUGUCACAGUUACCAACUACAGACUGUUCUUCAAAUGCAUGGACAGGGAUCCCUCUUUUGUGUUGGAUUUGCCUCUUGGGGUCGUGAGUCGUACUGAGAAGAUUGGCAGUGCGUCAAGCCACGGUGACGAAUCCUAUGGACUAGUGUGUAAGGAUAUGCGCAAUUUGCGAUUUGCUCACAAACAAAUGGAUGACACGCUUCGGAAGUCCAUUUUUGAGGUGUUGAUGAAAUUUGCAUUUCCUGUUUCCAACGGGCUGAAAAUAUUUGCCUUCGAGUAUGGACAAGUGUUUCCUGAGAAUGGAUGGAAGGUGUAUGAUGCAGUCUCUGAAUACAAAAGACAGGGAAUUCCCAACGAAAGUUGGAGGGUUACAAAAGUAAACGAUCAUUACGAGCUGUGCGACACCUAUCCAUCAACUCUGGUAGUCCCCGUCAACAUUCCUGAUGAGGAGCUGAAGCGGGUAGCGGCCUUCCGGGCAAAGGGGAGGAUGCCUGUGCUGUCAUGGAUUCAUCCAGAGAGUCAGGCAACCAUUACACGCUGCAGUCAGCCCAUGGUUGGAGUAAACGGCAAGCGUAGCAAAGAGGAUGAAAAAUACCUGCAAACCAUUAUGGAUGCCAACGCCCAGUCACAUAAACUCUUCAUUUUUGAUGCUAGGCCCAGUGUCAAUGCUGCUGCUAACAAGAUGAAAGGUGGCGGGUAUGAAAGCGAGGACGCUUAUCAAAAUGCUGAGUUGGUGUUUUUGGAUAUUCACAACAUUCAUGUAAUGAGAGAGUCACUCCGCAAGCUGAAGGAUAUUGUUUACCCCAACAUUGAGGAUUCUCACUGGCUUUCCAAUCUUGAGUCCACCCACUGGCUUGAGCACAUCAAGUUGAUUCUCGCAGGAGCGCUGCGUAUUGCAGACAAGGUAGAAUCCGGCAAAACGUCUGUGGUGGUGCACUGCAGUGACGGCUGGGACCGAACGGCACAGUUGACCUCAUUGGCCAUGCUCAUGCUGGACGGUUACUAUCGCACUAUUCGCGGAUUCCAGGUGUUGCUUGAGAAGGAAUGGCUGAGCUUUGGCCACCGCUUUCAGCUGCGUAUCGGCCAUGGCGACAAGAACCACACAGAUGCAGAUCGCUCACCUGUUUUCAUUCAGUUCAUUGACUGUGUCUGGCAGUUGACUCACCAGUUUCCUGCAGCUUUUGAGUUUAACGAAUACUUUCUGGUGACCAUCUUGGACCAUCUGUACAGCUGCUUGUUUGGGACAUUCCUGUGUAACAGCGAACAGCAGAGGAUGAAGGAAGAGGUUCCAAAGAGGACAGUGUCUUUGUGGUCAUACAUCAACAGUCAGCUGGAGGAGUUCAGCAAUCCUUUGUAUGUGAACUUCUCCAACCAUGUGUUGUUCCCUGUAGUUAGCUUGCGCCACCUGGAGCUCUGGGUAGGCUACUACAUACGUUGGAACCCUCGCAUGAGGCCUCAGGAACCUGUUCAUCAGCGCUACAAGGAACUGCUAGCCAAACGUGCUGAGCUGCAGAAGAGAGUGGACGAGCUGCAGCGAGAUGUGACCAAUCGCUCAGCGUCUUCUUCCUCUGAUAGGGCGGGCUCCCCAGCGCGGUCCAUCACCCCAGUUCAGACCUUCGUUUGACCACACUUCUGCCUGAUAGAGGUUGGCAUAUAGUCCUCAUAAAAUGACUUCAAAUCCUGUGCACCAAACUGUCUCUCGGGUAAAAAAGUGUGCUUAAAGUCUUGCUAAUAAUCUUGUAAAACUCAAAGGUUUGCUUCCAAUGGGGUGUGUACAAAUAUCUACAAAUACUUAGCAUCAUUUAUUAUAUUGACUGACCGCCGAUCAGUAUUGUUGGAUUUUGGAUAUACUAAAAUAUUAAUCUUGUAACAUAAUUAUGCAGUGUUGCUCGCCACUAAUAAAUCUGGCACUACCUUUUUGCCGGCAUUUAAUGAA
Molecule: messenger RNA, 2453 nt
Organism: Nerophis ophidion (straightnose pipefish)
Lineage: Eukaryota; Metazoa; Chordata; Actinopteri; Syngnathiformes; Syngnathidae
Gene: mtmr2
Product: myotubularin related protein 2
Exons: 16
Coding region: 207-2141 (644 amino acids)
Biological process (GO): dephosphorylation
Molecular function (GO): phosphatidylinositol-3,5-bisphosphate 3-phosphatase activity
Source: RefSeq, a predicted model, not a curated record